CAGUAUUUAUUCGUUUGUUGUUACGGCAGCCGCCAGUCGGUCGUUAGUUUUUGUUUUCGUUGUUCAUUUGUUUAUACUCUCGCGGCACUUCGCCUCUCCCGUUCCCACAAAACUCGUUUGAACCCGCAAAAAGCAUGGAGGCACUGGGGGAUCUAUUGGCGCCUUAUAGCGAACUAAUCGCCAAGGUAGCCGGCACAAUUACUACCCUGCAAUUCCUGUCCGGUGUGGUGCUGAUGAACGACAUCCGAAAAAAGGGUAGCAGCGAUGUCUAUCCCGUGGGUCCGUUUCUCGGCGGAGUGGUGCUGACAAUUCUUAGCUUAAAGCUGGCCAACAUCAUGAACGAUGCUGCCAUGAUCAAUACCAAUUUAAUUGGUCUGGUCAUCAACUUUGUUUUCCUGUUCGGAUUUUACUACUACGCUUCAAGCGGAAGCAGGGGAAACAUUUGGAAGCAGAUCGGAUAUUCAUCGGUCUUCCUAUUGGUGGUCAUUGCCUAUUCCAACUUCGAGGAUCCCGCCAAGAUCGAGUUCCGUUUGGGAAUGUUGAUCACUGGCAUCCUUGUUUGGUUGGUGGGCUCGCCACUUCUACAUCUUCCAAAAAUCAUUAAGAAGAAGAGCACGGAGGGCAUGCCUUUCCCAAUCAUCCUGUCUGGUAAUAUGGUGGCCGGUUCCUGGAUGUUGUACGCCCUCUCCGUUAAGAACACUGUUAUGGUGUUUCAAAACCUUUUGCUUUUUGCCCUGAGUGGCAUUCAGCUCUCAAUGUUCGCUCUUUAUCCCAACAAACCGGCUACCAAGAAGCCCAAAGACACCAAGAAGAACAACUAAUUUUAAUCAAUCGCUUUACCUAGAAAAGAUGGACAAAUAAUGGGUUGUUGCAACAACAUUACCAAGUAAUUCGUAGUUAGGCUCGAGAAAUAAUCAAAUUAUUGCUUGAAUUUACACUAAAUCGCCACACAACAAAACUAAAUUUGAGCUAGACAAAUUAUUUUUCUAUAUAAGAAAUAUUUUCUUAGAAAGGAAUCCAGCUAACUAAGUUGCUAGAUAAUCUAGAAUUGUUAUUAUAUUGACUAUUACUGUAUAUAACUACUACAUACUUGCAAUUUUUGACAAUAAUUCAAAUCUUCCAAAUGCAUACGUAUUUAUAAAGUCAACAAAUAUGUAAUAAUAAAAAACUGUUACAAAAUCGA
Molecule: messenger RNA, 1183 nt
Organism: Drosophila ficusphila
Lineage: Eukaryota; Metazoa; Arthropoda; Insecta; Diptera; Drosophilidae
Product: sugar transporter SWEET1
Exons: 3
Coding region: 135-821 (228 amino acids)
Biological process (GO): carbohydrate transport
Cellular component (GO): membrane
Molecular function (GO): sugar transmembrane transporter activity
Source: RefSeq, a predicted model, not a curated record